AUGUCUACCACAAGGUCACAGCCUACGUGGCUGAUUCUAGCAGUGGCUAGUGGAGGGUGUGCGGCGUUCAAUGGCGUCUUUGCGAAACUAACAACAACUGAGCUCACGGCUUCGUGGGCGGGCGCCAUAGCGAAGGCAUUCUCCCUCGAUGCAGAUAACAAAGUCGUUGAAUACGCCAUCCGUGCUCUGUUCUUCGCCCUGAACCUCGUCUUCAACGCAGUGAUGUGGGGAUUAUUUACACGGGCUCUUACCCUAGCAUCUUCCACUGUGCGUGUGAGUGUGAUAAAUACCUCAGCGAACUUCAUGAUUACCGCGGUCCUUGGAGCCCUCAUCUUUUCCGAGACGUUACCAGGCUUAUGGUGGGUUGGCGCCUCACUCCUGGUUGCUGGCAGUGUUAUCAUCGGAAGAAGAGAGGAGGGUAACAAAGCUGGUGGGGAAGCUACUACAGUGACCGAGCCGUUGAUUGAGGGGACCAACGAUGCAGAUUCUAGGUUCAAAGACGAGGAUGAGCCGGACAAUCAUAAUGGACUGGAGCUCAACACUGUCAAUGAUCCCGACGGCGAAAGAUCAACGGAUGACGAGGAUGCCACCUUGAAAUAA
Messenger RNA from Aaosphaeria arxii CBS 175.79, 600 nucleotides. RefSeq lists its product as uncharacterized. The coding region runs from base 1 to 600 and encodes 199 amino acids. The transcript has 3 exons. The record is from RefSeq and is a predicted model, not a curated record. Lineage: Eukaryota; Fungi; Ascomycota; Dothideomycetes; Pleosporales.